Molecule: messenger RNA, 1987 nt
Organism: Mizuhopecten yessoensis (Yesso scallop)
Lineage: Eukaryota; Metazoa; Mollusca; Bivalvia; Pectinida; Pectinidae
Product: mucin-2-like
Exons: 17
Coding region: 130-1920 (596 amino acids)
Source: RefSeq, a predicted model, not a curated record
UGGUGUCAAAUAUCUAUUGUCAAUGUGUUCGACAUGAAUUUAUCACGAAUUUGUGUAUAGAAUACGUCACUGUCCGAUUGGAGUUAUUACGAACCAGCUGGCGCUGAUAAGAAAGCCUUCCUAUUCACUAUGUUUGAUACGUUUCUGUGCGAGAAAACAAAGCUAUGUGCGCGACCGAGAAGGCGGGGUGGCUGGCCGCCUGUGGUAGUGUUAAGUCUACUAUGCUGGGCUCUCCUUCCCGUCGAUGUGAAUGGCGUAACUCAGUCAACGCAAAACGUUAGUAGCUCAGCCCUCCAUGACCAUUACCGGUGUAUGUAUUGUCAUAAGGCUGAACACAUAAUCGACUGCCUUGAUGUUAUUACAUGCGCACCACACGAGGUAUGCUACAUUGAAAAGGAGGUGCUAGCCAGUGGAUGGCCAGUCAUCAAUGCAGGUUGUCGCUCUCGCCAUACUUGUAAUCUGAAGACGUGUUUCGGGGAGUCUAUGCACGGGUACGCCCAUGCGGUCAAUAAGCGAUCCACAUUAUCCUGUCAUCAUUGUUGUGAGGGAGAGUUCUGCAAUCUGUAUGGCUGCCCCGAUAGUGAGGACAUGAGUGUGUUACCGUCUACCCGAUGUAUGGCCUGUGAUGCCGUGAAAGAUCCCGUCCUCUGUGACAAAUUGAUUAACUGUCCAUACUCACAGCAAUGUGUAUCGUAUGGGGUGUUUCAUGCUGGUGGCCUGCGAUUUGAAUUAGGAUGCGAAGAAACAUCGUACUGCGGUGCUUUUAAAAACAACAGCAACGUAAAACGUGACGUAACUCACCAUGUCGGUGAGAUCGACCUUGCCUCCACGUGCUGUGAUACACAUUUAUGCAACCGGAACUGGCCACCACAAGAUCAGCCGCCACCAAAGGUCAUUUCAGGGUUCACCUGUCACCAUCAGACGGAACGUCCCUUGCUGUCUACAAUUAUUGGAUUGAGUUCUACACCCCCCACAGUGACGUCAGGAGGGCCAUCUCGCUCACCUACUACACAUGGACCUAUCACUUCCGCACCUAACAUAACCAUUCCGACAUCAGAAAACUGCAAAGACAGAGCUACAGAGAGCAACUGUAAACUUCUCAACAUAACCAGCCAACUGUGUGAUACCAUAUCCCUGACGUCGGUAUACUACUGUGUCAAAUUCUGCGGCUUCUGUAGUCCGUUUCCAACAGCAGCACAUAUGAUCUCAACGAUCCCAACGAUCCCAGUGUCAGGCAGCAGGCCAACUCCCUCAACACCGGUCUCGCAUGCUACACAAGCGACGCCUGUCUCCUCCAGAACUUCUUCAGCACCAACGACACAGAAAUCUACUCUAGAGCCAUCUCACUCACCUAGCACAGCUGGACCUGCUACUUCCUCACCAAGUCCGUCUCCAUCAGUAGCACAUAUGAUCUCAACGAUCCCAACGAUCCCAGUGUCAGGCAGCAGGCCAACUCCCUCAACACCGGUCUCGCAUGCUACACAAGCGACGCCUGUCUCCUCCAGAACUUCUUCAGCACCAACGACACAGAAAUCUACUCUAGAGCCAUCUCACUCACCUAGCACAGCUGGACCUGCUACUUCCUCACCAAACAUAACCUUACCCUCAGCAGAAAACUGCACAGACAGAGGUGUAGAGAGUGCCUGUGAUUAUCUUAACAAAACUUCCCAGCUGUGUGAUACCAUAACCAUAACGUCGGUAUACUACUGUGUCAAGUUCUGCGGCUUCUGUACUCCGUUACCUACCCUUUCUGUACGACAAAGUCAGACAACUACAACAGCAGGAACUGUAACCACGCCAGUUUCUCAAGCGACCGUUUCCACGCGUUUACCACAGAACGUCCCAGUACUUGUAGGAAAACGGCUUGACGACGAUUCUGUUGCUGACACUGACCAACGAGGACGGCAUCCUAUUUCCUGACGUUUACGUUUUCAAUUCGUGAUACUAUGUCACAAUUUUAAUGACUGCAAAUAAAUUGCUUUAAUCG